Messenger RNA from Tilletiopsis washingtonensis, 4404 nucleotides. RefSeq lists its product as hypothetical. The record is from RefSeq and is a predicted model, not a curated record. Gene Ontology annotation, molecular function: double-stranded telomeric DNA binding. Bases 1 to 4404 code for a protein of 1467 amino acids. NCBI's taxonomy places the organism in Eukaryota, Fungi, Basidiomycota, Exobasidiomycetes, Entylomatales. Gene Ontology annotation, biological process: telomere maintenance via telomere lengthening. The transcript is spliced from 6 exons.
AUGGAGUCGCGCCGCGCCGCACCGCGGCGCACGCUGCCUGCCAAUCCGCAGCGCAGCACCCGCUCGUCGUCGCGCGUCUCGGCCGCCGCUCCGCCGCUGCGUGCCGGCCGUGCCAGCAGCUUCGUGCGCUCGAGCCGUCUGGGCAGCGCCGAGACCGACGACGAGUCUGCGGGCCGCGCGCCGCCCGAGCGCUACGCUCUCGUGCCCAGCAGCCGGACGCGAGUGUCGCACGUACUGCGACGCGCCGAGCCAGAGGAAGUCGAGGAGGAGGAGGAGUACGCGCAGGAAGAAGCGGCGUACGAGAUGGAGCCGCAGGACGACUACGACGGCAUGUCGGAGCAGGACCGCACGGCCGUGCCGCGCUACAGCACCGCGCGCCAGCGUCAGUCUUCCUCGCGCACCGGCGGCGCGACGUCCUUUGCCGAGAACGCCGCCUCGUCUCCGCCGGCCGUGUCGCCGCGCAAGCGUCCUGCAGGCCGCACGCAGACUUCGCGACUGUCCGAGUCGGUCCGCCCAGCGUCGCGUAACGCCUACUCUGCGCGCGUCGCCCAAGAGCUCCUGCGCCCGCGCAUGAGUGCUGUCGACGACGCCCGUCGUCCGGACGCAGCUUUCGAGGCACCGGCCGCUCGGCGCCCUCGCGCGACGAUGCCGAGCCGAGAACGCAACCGGCUGUCCUCGGAGCAGGACCGCAGCCUGCCGCGCCCGACUCAGACCACGCAGUCCGCCAGCUUCGCCACGGCCGUCGAGCGCCUUCGCGGCGGCCGCAGCAGCGGUGCUGGCAACGUGUCCGGACGUGCGCCGUCUGGUCGCGGCGACAUCUCGGGCAACCAGAGCGUCGUGUCCUUCGCGCCCGACAGCAGCUAUGUGCGUCGCCGCUCGCAGCUCGCGACCUCGGAGGGCCGCUCGACGUCGCGCACAACCUCCGUCGCCGGUGCACCUCGCCUGCGCCGCAGCCUGGUCGGCGACGACGGCCAGAUCCACGAGCCAAGCCUGGCUGAGCGCUGCGGCGCCCUCGAGACGAACGCCAGCAAGCUGUUGUCAUUCUAUGCCGGCCUUGUGCAGGAUGGCGCCAAGUCCGGCUCGGUCGCGGAGAUGCGGCGCUGCUGGGACCCCUUCCACUCGUACAAGACCAACCAGCUCCUCGCCGAGGGCCAGUACCACAACCACUUCAUCGACGCGUCGGCCGUGCGCUCUGCCAGUCUGCUCGAGGAUCCGCCGGAGUACUUUGAUCGCUCGCUGGCGCUCGCCAACCGCGCCACGUUCGUGCACUACGUGUACGGCGUGCCGGCCAACGCAUCGUCGGCGGACCUCGGCACGGGCGGCUACAUGCAUCGCUCGCUGACGGAGCUGCUCGAUGCUCGGCGCGUCUUUCUGGCCUGGAUUGUGCCGGCGGACGUGGCCAUCAGCGACGAUGUGCUGGCGCUGCAUCUCGACCUCUGCACGCAGGUGUACCUUGCACGUCGUCGCGCGGAUCGCGCCCUGCCGCGUGCUGCUCGCAAGCGUGCCAUUGAGCACCGCGACGACUCGCUGUCCGCUGAGGCCGUCCGUGCUGCGCUGCUGCGCGCUCGCGUCGCGCGCCAGAUGCGUUCGGCGGAGGUGGAGGAGAUCGUGCGUCGCUUUGAGCAGCUCGCGCGUGCGCGUGUCUUCCAGAUCGAGAGCCUGGACGACGACGUCGAGCUGAUGGCUAAGGAGUGGCCCCUCCGCGGCACCGCCGUCGACAUGGCCCGCUUCGUGGGCUAUCUCGAUGCGCCCGGACAGCCGCCGGCAUGCUCUUCGUCGCUGAUUGGGCUGCUCGACGAUCUCGCGCGCAUGUCCGCCGACGGACAGGACGUGUCUGACGAGGUCGCCGACACCGACGACCUGCGGAGCGGCAGUGGCAGUGUGCUCAUCGAGGACGAAGAGGAGGCGUCGGCGGCGUUGGCCCGCCAGAGCACGCCUCGCGGCAUCGCAGUCGGCGCACCUGUCGAGAGCGACCUCGAAGCUGAGGAAGACGUCAUGUCUGAGGCUGCGGAGAGCGUGUUCAAGGACGCCGAGACUGGCUCGCCUGCCGCUUCCAGCCAGCAGGACCUGGACAGCAUCGACUUGCAGAAGAUGGAGUGGCUUAACGAGCUGGCUCAGCAGGACGGCACAAACGCAGAGGCUCCUGCCAAGCGGCAGAGAGUGGCGGCCCCUGCCAGCAAGCCGCUUGCUGUGCCGAUCGCUGGAGACUCGCAGCUCAGUUCCCUGCUGGACCUGACUGCCUCGCAGAAGCUGCAGCAGCUCAACGGACUCGCACUGGACGACACUGCGGUCAUCUUCGGCUCGAGCGUGGCAGAUCUCACGCCGCGGGCCAGCAUCGCCCUCACGGCUCAGAAAGUGAUCCAGCAGAUGGGCGAGGACGACGCGGCCGCGGGCUAUCCGGCCGCUGUGCGAGCUUCACUCGCCGAGCUCAACACACCGCAGCGACAGAAUGCGUCCAGCAUCAUGGCGCAGCUGAAGGCGUCAGCGUCGCGUCGCUCGAUCGGAGCUGACGCUGCCGUGCACGAGCGGGUGGCUACGCAUGACGGGUCGGAGGGCGAGGAGCAGCUCGUGAACGGCGCUGAGCAGGCAGCUGCAGGCAGCCCGGCUGCUCGCCUCCGCUUCGACUCGCAGAAGCGCAUCGUACGGACCAACGAGCCGGCUGCUGCAAGCAUUCUCGCAGCGGGCAAGGGCACCGGCGUGCGUCUCGACCGCUUCGAUGAAGACGACGAGGAUGGCAACAUCUUCCUCGAGGCCCCGCGCAAGCAGGCAAAGACGGCUGCCGCGGCUCGUUCCAAGAGCAAAGCUGCUGCUGCUGGCAAUCAGGCGGAGUCCGAGGUCGACGCGCCAAGCGCGGCCGGCCGCACGCGCCGCACCACCCGCGCACAGUCCUCCAGACAGGCCAGCGCCAACCCCGGCACGCCACGUCGCCGCGCUCAGGCGCGUGGACAGUCCUCUGCCAGCAAGAGCAGAGCCGACGGGCAAGAAGACGCUGCGUUCUUGAACCAGCCCGAGAUGCCCGCGUUCGACGAGAUGCCCGAGGUGGAGCUUGAAGAGGAGCGCGGUCGCAACGACGGCGUCGAGGCGCCGUUUGUCGACGAGGCGGACGAGAACCAGCCUCCGCCGAAUGGGCAGCGCAGCUUCAGGCGCUCGGGUGUGCGUCGUUCGCAGUCACCGGCGGCCGACUUCGAGGUCGACGAGGAGGAGCUCGUCGAUGUGAACACGCUUCUCUCGCAGAGCCGCAAGCGUCGCCGUGCAGGCCAGUUGAACAUUCCAGCACCGCGCGGCACCGCAGCUCGCAGCCAAAGCCGCGCUGCGGGCCAGCCGAGCGACCUGCUCGAUGUCAGCUCCGACGGCAGCAGCGAGGGCGAGUACGUUGUGGAGGAGCUGGGGCCCAGGCCGCGAGGCAGGGGUUCGGCCCUCGAGCGCCGGCGGAAGCGCAGGGGCUACGACGCACCCGGCAGCAAGAACGCGUCUGUUCCCGUCAUCGCCGACGAGGCAAAUGAAGACGACCAAGUCGACGAGGGCGCAGGCGCUGCGCCACCGGCAUCUGCCGCGGCGCCGCGCAAGAGCACCCGCGGUGAGCUCAUCGGCUCCGGCGCCGGAUCGGCCACGCGCACGCGUGCUCGCGCCGCGCAAGCACCUGCGGAACAGGAAGGCGAUGCGGAGCAGCCGGACGAAGCCCAGGAGCCGCCGCCGUCGAAUGACGACCGGCGCAGCGCGAGCCGCAUUGUCAGCAAAGCGCCCGCCUCCCGCGGACGUCCAGCGACGCAGACGCGCAAGAUCGUCCGGCCAAACAAGAACGCCCGGAAGUACGUCAUUGGAAAGGGCCAUAUCGGACGCCGCACGUGGACCGACGAGGAGGAGGUGGUGUUCAUGGACGCGCUCAAUGCCCUCUACAAGCACAAGAAGAAGAACGCCAGCUACGCGAUCUACGCGGAGGUUCUCAAGCUGCAUGGGCCCAACGGCAGCGAGUCGGAAGAGCUGGCCAAUUGGAACAAUGUGCAGCUCAAGGACAAGGCGCGCAACAUUCUCAUCAGCUUGCAGCGCGAUGGGCUAUCAACUCCGAACUGGGGCAAGUAUCUGCACCCCACGCUGUGGGAGCCCAAGCCGGACGUCCCGCGCAGCCGCCGAGAGCGCACACACGAUCCUCAAGUCAGCGGCAGCGAGGAGGACGACGAAGAUGAGAUUACUGGCGCGAGCGACGAGGAGUACACGCCGCGCCGGACGGGCCGCAACGCGCCCAAGCGCUCUCAGCCCGAUGCAGCAGACGAGGAAGAGCGCGCCAGCGCAGCGCCUGCCGGCGGCGCAGACGGUGCUGCCGACGACAACAACGUCGACGCCGGUGCAGAGUCCGAAUCCUCCGUCGCGGCGGUGGAGAGCCAGAUCCCGUCGACUGCCGGCUAG